UCCAUUUCAUGCACAUUUAAUUAUUGCUUCCUAUUUAAUUUUAAUUGUUAAACUUCUGGUUCGCUUUUCUUUUUGGAGAAUUCUGUGGAGAAAGUCAGUGUCGCCGAUAUGGUGGAAAAACUGAAGGAAUGUGUCUGCAAUUAAGUGGGUAGUCGCAUGCUUGACGCGAGAUAUUGAUAAAAUUCAUACUUUGUUGCUAAAUGAGCGUCAUAAAAUCAUCCGGCAAUAUUCUCCUCAUGGUUCUUUUUGUGCUGUUGUGAUAAGAAUUGACAGAUAUGUGUAUGAACCUUAUAAUCAGUUUAGAUAUCGGAUUGCGCGCAAUUUUUACAAUUUGUCAUGAUUUAUUUGUUUUGAAUUUCUCUGUUGGGAAUGCUUUGUGAAGGAAAUAUUAGUAUUGUGUUCUCCCAGCGCUUGGUUUUGCCCACUUGGAAGUCUUAAAAAAGCAUAUAAAUAUCCAGUAUAUAGCAAAUCAACACUUAAUUUGCGUCACGAAAGUUGGAAAAAAUGUUUUACACAUGUGUUAGAAUAAUUGCGAUUAUUCUGCGGUUUUCUAUCCCUCUCUUUUUGAUAGUUGUAUAGCUUUAAUAGUGAGUCACUUUCCUAUUGCAUUGGUUGAGCAGUGAACAGACGGAAAAGACUAGUUUUGCGAGUUGAUUUUUUUUUUUUUGCGAAAUUGUGUCGCGAAUGUUAAAUAUAUUACAGCAUUUAUCAGGUGGCACUCGAAGACACAACACCGUGCAAUGGAUUCACAGAAUAACAUUAGGGCAAUAACGCCUCAUAGUUUUAUAUCUAAAUCCGCAAGCGAAAUGCGAGAUUUGGCAGCUCGGAUUUGCCGUGAUUACUUAACUGGUGCCUGGAAGACAGUCUCAGCGGAGGAGAUCAAGUUGAAACGCAUAAGUGGUGGCCUUUCUAACUAUUUGUACUAUGUAAGCCUCCCGGAAGGCAGCAGGAACUCUACAAGAUCAUCGUCCAUCUCAUCUACGACUUCUAUACCUUCGGAGCCCAUCAAUUUAGUGCCCAAGAGAGCGCGGAAGAGCAGCGGCGAUGAUUUCUUGCGUAGCGGAACUGUUUAUGAGCCCCACGAAGUGCUGUUGCGUAUCUACGGUCACACACAUGGCGAACAGGCGCUGGAGACAAUGCUCACGGAGACCGUUGUCUUCGCUUUGCUCAGCGAGAGGAAGUUGGGUCCGAAGUUGCAUGGUAUAUUUCCCGGAGGACGCAUUGAGCAGUAUAUUCCAGCGAGAGCUCUGAGAACGCCAGAAUUGUCGAAUCCGCGAAUUUCGGUGAAGAUCGCCGAGAAGACUGCAGAGAUUCACAGCCUGAACAUUCCAGUGUCGAAGGAGCCGGACUGGCUGUGGAGCACGAUGGAGCGAUGGCUGAAAACCGUGGAGUCGGUUCUCGGGAAAUUCCAGCCAACCAACAGCGAUGAGGCUGUGCAGCUGGAGAAAUUGCGCCAAAUUGACUUUCGAGAGGAAAUGGACUGGUUUAAGCGAACGGUGAGAGCUUCACGUGAAUUUCCCGUCGUGUUCUCUCACAAUGAUCUACAAGAGGGUAAUAUUCUCUUCAAAGACUACGAUUCAGUUGACCAGAGAAUUAGCGAUGACAAGGACUUGCUUCAGAUCAGCAAUGAUGGUCUGAAUGCGAAUUUUGGUUCAAUUCUCCUAGCAGCAGCUCAGCCGUCAACGAGUGACGAUGCCAUGGCAGAGGACAAUGGGAAUGUCGUGCUAGGCAUUUCGCGGAAGAGAUCGCUCAACGAGAUGGAGGAGCUAGACAAUACGCGUGACUCCGUUUUGAGUGGCAAUUCACAGUUGUUCUCCGACAGUAAUGAUGGAUUCGAUCCAGAACUCAUGAUCAUCGACUUUGAGUACUGCUCUUACAACUAUCGCGGCUUCGAUUUUGCCAAUCACUUCAUCGAGUGGACUUUUGACUACAUAUCUAAUGAGAAUUAUCCAUUUUUCAUUCACAAGCCUGACCAAUUUCCGAACCAGGAGCAAAGGGAGCAAUUCAUUGGCGCGUACCUGCGAAAGUUCCUCGAGAAUGACGAGUAUAAAGCGAGUGAGGAGGAAAUGCGGGAUAUACAGAAGGAAAUCGACUGCUUCACAAUGGCAUCACACCUUUUCUGGUCACUCUGGUCGAUUGUAAAUGUGUACCAGGAAAUCAAAUUUGGCUACUGGAAUUAUGCAAGCUGUCGCAUCGAUGAAUAUUUCCGGGCCAAGCGCGCAUAUCAAUCACUGUACGGAUGCACUGGUGAAGAGGCGUGAGUAGGGCGUCUUUGAAGAAUGAAGUUAACCUGCUGUGUACUUACGAUAAGGACAUUCUUGCAAUUUGUGAACAUCCUCUGUGAUUAUAAUUCACACAUAAAUCUAAACAUUUAGCAUAGGGAAGUUAUGUGGCAGUGAUUCUCAAUUGAGGUGACUGAGGUAGAGUUUAGUCUAAAUAUUCGGUUGUAUUCAUCAUUUCUAAUCUGCAAACAGAGAGUACAAAAGCCUUCGAUUUCAGUGUAACUUAAGAAUUCUUUCGAUCACAGAUUAAGCGGCUCCACGUGAUUGCCAAGAAGAAGUAGGCUUUCUUUCCAGCGAGAGAGACACUUAUUGUUGCUGAUGGGCGUUCUUAUAGUAAUGCGAUGAGAUUAUUCGUGAAUGAGAAGUCGUUAAUCCAUUGUGUAGACUUGUUAAAUGUAUAAAUUUGCAAUGUUUAUUAAAUCACGAUGACAGGGUAUAA
This is a messenger RNA of Phlebotomus argentipes, 2721 nucleotides long. RefSeq names its product choline kinase alpha. Gene Ontology annotation, molecular function: ethanolamine kinase activity; choline kinase activity. Gene Ontology annotation, biological process: CDP-choline pathway; phosphatidylethanolamine biosynthetic process. Lineage: Eukaryota; Metazoa; Arthropoda; Insecta; Diptera; Psychodidae. The transcript is spliced from 5 exons. The record is from RefSeq and is a predicted model, not a curated record. The coding region runs from base 741 to 2261 and encodes 506 amino acids. Gene Ontology annotation, cellular component: cytoplasm.